This is a messenger RNA of Nothobranchius furzeri (turquoise killifish), 4592 nucleotides long. The record is from RefSeq and is a predicted model, not a curated record. NCBI's taxonomy places the organism in Eukaryota, Metazoa, Chordata, Actinopteri, Cyprinodontiformes, Nothobranchiidae.
UGUCUUGGUGCACAGAUGCUUUCAUGCCCUCAGGCAGAUUGUGUCCCAUCAUCUGGCUGCACACAAACUUACACUUUUCCUGCUGCAUUGCACCACAACAUCCUGGGCUGCUUUAUGUUGCACUGGUGUCCCUGGAGCGUUAAUGUUUAAGUGGUAGAUCCCAGCUGAUAUUUUAUCUAAUCUCUCUAAACAUAGGUGAGCUGAAACGUCAUACAUCGACCUGUCAAGGUUCAUGCAGGAACUUAACCCAGGUGUGUGCUGCUUUCCGUAGAGGCAGGGGCUUUGGAGAAGCAGUGCUAAAGAUUCCCUCCACUGACCAGACUGAGGAGCUUCACCAUCCAAGAUCAACAGUCCCCACUUUAGCACUGUCUGGUUAUGCCCAUUCAAUGGAAAUGUGCGUUAUCAGUUAGCCUCUAUCUUUAUGGCAUUUGGCUGACUUUUCAGGCCUGAAAAACUACUUUCCAUUUCUUUGUGUCUUGGAGUUCAAGAACAGAGAAAAUAGGCACUUUAAAUUUGCAGCACCUGGUGCGAUAGAAGUGUAUUAGAGCUGAAGUAAAAGUCAUUCAGUGCCAACUGCCCCGUUGCCAAAAUGGAUAAAGCACCAAACAACAGGGCUUCCUUGGCCAAAGGUGCCAAGGACAUUGCAAAGGAAGCCAAAAGGCAUGCUGCCAAGAACUUCAGCAAAGCUGUUGAUCAAGCCUCAGAUGAAUAUUCAGCCCAUCGCAGCUACAACCGCUUUCACAACGAGGAUGAGGAGGAAAACAACUACAACACUUACACUCAGCCAGAUGGUCACUAUGCUGAUAACGCCGCCAAUGAUGAAGAGGGGGCGUCCAGUGAUGCAACAGAGGGCCAUGAUGAUGAAGACGAGAUCUACGAGGGAGAGUAUCAAGGUGUGCCGGCCUACAAUGAGGGGAAGACAAAGGAUGGUCAAGUGGCACUUGGCCAGCCGGUUUCUGACAGCGUCAAGAGUCGCAAGGAGCUGGAAAAUGAGAGACAGGCAGACGAGGAGGAAUUGGCUCAGCAGUAUGAGCUGAUCAUGCAGGAGUGUGGUCACGGGAGAUUCCAGUGGCAGCUGUUCUUCGUACUUGGCCUGGCACUCAUGUCAGAUGGUGUGGAGGUGUUUGUAGUGGGUUUUGUCCUGCCAAGUGCCGAGACAGAUAUGUGUGUCCCCAACUCUGGCGCUGGAUGGCUCGGUAGCAUUGUGUACCUGGGGAUGAUGUUUGGAGCAUUUUUUUGGGGUGGCCUGUCAGACAAGGUGGGACGUAAGCAGUGCCUGCUGAUCUCCAUGUCUGUCAACGGCUUCUUUGCCUUCCUCUCUUCCUUCGUCCAAGGCUACAGCAUGUUCCUCUUCUGCCGCAUGGUGUCUGGCUUUGGGAUUGGUGGAGCGGUGCCGAUUGUGUUCUCAUACUUUGCGGAGGUAUUGGCCCGGGAGAAGCGAGGAGAACAUUUGAGCUGGCUGUGCAUGUUCUGGAUGAUUGGUGGGAUUUACGCAUCAGCCAUGGCCUGGGCCAUCAUCCCCCACUAUGGCUGGAGUUUCAGCAUGGGAUCGGCCUACCAGUUCCACAGCUGGAGAGUGUUUGUGGUGGUUUGUGCGCUGCCUUGUGUCUCUGCAGUCGUAGCACUCACCUUUAUGCCGGAGAGCCCUCGUUUCUUCUUGGAGACGGGGAAACACGAUGAGGCCUGGAUGGUGCUCAAACACAUCCACGACACCAACAUGCGAGCUCGAGGGGAGCCUGAGAGAGUCUUCACUGUGAACAGGAUAAAGGUCCCCAAACAGCUGGAUGAGCUGGUGGAGAUGCAGAACGAAUCAGCCAACCCCGUCCUCAAGGUCCUCUUCAAGAUCAAGGCUGAGCUCAGAGGGAUCUGGUUGACCUUCAUGAGAUGUUUCAACCACCCAGUGAAAGACAACACUACGAAGCUGGCUGCUGUCUGGUUCACGCUGUCGUUUGGGUAUUAUGGUCUGUCGGUGUGGUUCCCAGAUGUGAUCAAGCACCUUCAGGCUGAUGAGUACGCCUCCAGAGUGAAGAUUCACAACAAUGAACGCAUUGAAGACUUCACCUUCAACUUCACACUGGAGAACCAGAUUCACAGGAAUGGAGCCUUUAUGAACGACAGGUUCAUUGGUAUGAAGUUCAAGGUGGUCACUUUCAUCGACUCUUCUUUUGUCAACUGCUACUUUGAAGAUGUCUCCUCAGUAGGAUCCAUUUUCAAAAACUGUACCUUCGUGGACUCUUUCUUUUACAACACUGAUAUCGAUGACAACAAGUUGAAAAGUUCAAAGGUGAUCAACAGCUCCUUCCAUCACAACAAGACAGGAUGUCAGAUGACUUUUGAUGAUGACUACAGUGCCUAUUGGGUCUACUUUGUCAACUUCCUGGGGACGCUGGCUGUGCUGCCCGGUAACAUCAUCUCAGCUCUACUCAUGGACAAGAUUGGACGUCUUAGCAUGUUAGGAGGCUCCAUGGUGCUAUCAGGCAUCAGCUGCUUCUUCCUUUGGUUCGGCACCAGCGAGUCCAUGAUGAUCUUCAUGCUCUGUCUCUACAACGGCCUCAGUAUCUCAGCCUGGAACUCACUGGAUGUGGUCACGGCCGAGCUGUACCCGACAGACCGGAGAGGGACGGGAUUUGGCUUCUGCAAUGCCAUAUGUAAGCUGGCAGCAGUGCUGGGCAACCUGAUCUUCGGCUCGCUGGUUGGCAUCACCAAGGCUAUUCCCAUUCUGCUGGCAUCGGCCGUGCUCGUUGGCGGUGGACUGGUGGGGCUCCGGCUACCUGACACUCGUGCCAAUGUCCUCAUGUAGACGCCAGCUUAGGACAGACUGUUAUUUACUAGGUUUUUACUCAGCCUGCUGAAUAUCUUCUCAUUAAUGAACCAUAAAUUAUUGCAGUACCACAAAAACAGUAAAAGCUGUCCUUUUAGUCAUAUAGAUGAUUUUAUUGUUGAUAAAUAUAGCCAUAAACACGCUGUAGGUAUUCUUUCAGGUUGGACUAAAACACCUGGUAAAGAACAAGAGCAGUUUACCUGAGCUGUAGAUGUAUGGAGGAGAGUCAUCAGGAAUAUCAGGUUAACGUGCUUCAGCUGCCCGUUUCCUAACUAAACUGUUGGUGCUGUUGCAGGAAUCCAUAAGAAAUGAUCAUCAGUGGGGAUAAAACUCUGUAAGUCAACAGCUCAGUUCGACUCUAGGCUGCUUCACUCAUGCAGUCUUCAAAAGCUUGCACCAAAGCUGCAAAAGGCUUAAACUUCCAACAACCUUUCAGUCAGUUUGACAUGCUUUAGCAUAGCAGUAAGUAACUUAGCUCUGGCCCACCGGCCUCCAUUUUACUGCUAUUAACAUGUCAGUCUAGGCCAGGCGUGGGGAACCCUGCUCCUCGAGGGCCGGUAUCCUGCAUGUCUCUGCUCCAACACUUCUGAUUCAGUGAUUGAUUUACCUGUUCAGCAGCUCAUCAGGCUCUGCAGAAGCCUGUUAAUCACCUGCUGAUUGAAAUCAGGUGUGUUGAAGCAGGGUUGAAACUAAAAUAUGCUGGAUAGCGGCCCUCAAUGGACCAGGGUUCCCCACCCUUGGUCUAGGCUGUGAUCUGGGCGCUGGAGAGCGUAACAGCGUCGCCGCCAUAUUGGAUGGGUCCACUCACUCUCCAAAGUCAAUGCAGAGUGAGCAACUCUGCCCGUUUCCGUGCAGCGUACGGUUACAACAACCAGCGUACUGAAAUCAGAUCACGUGGGAUUACUCGUGACUUUUCCAGCAUACUUUACAGGAUUUUAUAUUUAAAUGUAUUUCUAUUCAUUUUGUUUAAUCAUAUUUAUAUUUUAAUUAUGCCAUACUUUGUGUCUGAUUUAGAGAAAAAGCUUGAUAAAAUGUGCUUUUUAGUUGGGUAAGUCCCUUCCUCAGUGGAAAUGAAUGCACGGGGGUCGAAUGGAGACCCAUCUAAAAUGGCGGCCGAACGGCAGUAGGCAGUGCCAGUCCAUGGGGCGUCUACGCAUGUCUGUGGCAAUUACUGUGAGUUUCUGAAGGAACAAAGUUCUGGUUUUCCACCCAUGUUUGGUCAAACAGACUCUCACCAGGCAAGAGAGAAAAUCUGAGUGCAUUUUUUUGACUAGUUAAGGACAUUUGGGGAGCAUUUUAUUCUCCUUUUGGCCUUCUGUCCAUAAAUGAGGAUAGAUGUUUUUUCAACGAUGCUUGACUGAAGGAAGAACAGCACCUCUAAAGCUAACCUCUAUCAUAAUUUCUAUAUGAAAUGACCAAUGUUGGCUUUAUGGCAGCUUGUGCUUCCUGUGCUGGACAUCUUUUAGUUAGUGAGGCAUAAAAAAUGGCAGCACAACCAGCUAAUGGGGUCCUUUACACUUUAGGUAGUUUUCUGCUCUAAAUACCUGAGUGCAGAUCUGAUGUUCCUGUGCCUUUCUCUUUUUUUCUUCCUUUUGUUUUUAUUUUCAUAUAUUGAAGCACAUGUGGCAGAGAAGGAGUGUGUCUUGGCAAGAUACAAUCACAGGGGAUACUAAAAGCUAGAUGAUAUUUGCAUUUUACUUAGACUGAAUUUAAUUAAAAACUCAGGCCAAACGUAUCCAAGACACAUCUAGUGUUAUAGGGCUUGUGAUCA